Messenger RNA from Labrus bergylta (ballan wrasse), 827 nucleotides. NCBI's taxonomy places the organism in Eukaryota, Metazoa, Chordata, Actinopteri, Labriformes, Labridae. The record is from RefSeq and is a predicted model, not a curated record.
CGAGGAUGAACUCGUCCUCCUACGACAGCUCCCCCUCUCUGAACUCCUCUAAGGGGGAUCUCUGGAACCCCUGCCCCUCCUCUCCAUUGGGAGUCCAGAUCUUCUUCGCCGUGGAGGCGAUCAACCUGGUGUUCGGCUUGCCAGUGAACGCCUGGACGGUCUGGUACAUCGGACACAGCACUCACUCCGUCCAAGCCACUGAGGUCUUUACUCUAAACCUGGCAGCGCUAGAGUGCGUGUACAUUUUGUUGUCGUUCCUGCGACCGCUCAACUAUUACUCCAUCAGAAGUGCUUCUCUGUUUACCUUCAACCUCUUCUUCUAUGGUCUGCUGAGUUCAGGUCGACCUCUGUUUCAGGCGUGCAUGUGUCUGGAGAGAUACCUGGGAGUGGUUCACCCUGUGUUCUACCUGAGGUAUAACACCGUGAGGUCUCGUCUCCGUGCGCUCCCUCUGGUUUGGGCUUUCACUUUGUUCUUCUGUAUUUGUAACGUCCAGAAGCUUGUCUUUGCCUUCCCCGUCCUCUUCCUGCUGCUGCUGGUCCUGCAGGUUUUCUGCUGCGCGCGGAUGUUGCAGGUCCUGCGUCAGCCGGCUCCAGGUGAUGGAAGCAAAGAGCGAGUGGAUCCAAACAAGAAGAAGGCUUUCGUUACCGUUUUGGUCUUACAGGUCGUGAUGGUGUUUAACUACCUGCCCGUGGUGCUGGCGGUGCCACUGCGAGGUCGUCUAUCCCGACACAUCUACCUGUGUAAACUGGUCCCUGCCUCGCUCUCUUUCUCUGUGUUCGGCAGCUUCAUCCAACCAAUCACGUACCUGAUGAGGAGGCGGAUUUAA